This is a messenger RNA of Alternaria rosae, 570 nucleotides long. RefSeq lists its product as uncharacterized. Lineage: Eukaryota; Fungi; Ascomycota; Dothideomycetes; Pleosporales; Pleosporaceae. The record is from RefSeq and is a predicted model, not a curated record. The transcript has a single exon. The coding region runs from base 64 to 570 and encodes 168 amino acids.
GGAUCUAUCAACAACGAUACGUCGGGUGCGUGGACGGUGAUUGAUCGUCCUCUCACCACAAACAUGAACAACCUAGCUUCUGUCGUCACGAACUACCCGGUAGAUCAGUUCCCUAGCGCCGCGUUCAACAGCACCCAAGCCUUCCUUCAUUACCGUGCAGACGAGCAUUUGGCUCAUCUCCAAGUUCAGCGGAACUUUGCACAUAGCCGCCAAGAUGCAGGAAAAUGCUUUAUCGCACGCCACAAGUUUAGACAACUGAUUGAGCAAUAUUACCCUCCGUCCAAAGCCGAUGAUGGCCCAUUCAUACCAUACUACCACGACUUCCGUCCCAAGAACAUGCUCGCUCGGUACGAGGAAGGGUCACUGAAGAUAGCAGCAGUUCUGGAUUUCGAGUUCACCAACACCAUGCCCGCUCAAUUCGCUUACGACCCACCAUGGUGGCUCGCCAUGGUCAGUCCUGGCCUUAUGCUUGAGCAAUUGGCUAUCAAGGACUUCGAAGCCAUGUAUGUACCAUGCUUGGAACGAUUCCUCCAAGCCAUGACGAAGGUUGAGGCGAAGCAGAAAGCGUAA